GAAAAAUGUAUUUUAAGCAAUUUGAAAUUUGUAAUAUUUUCAAUAUUUUCAAAUAUAGCUAACAAAAAGUGUAUGUCAUUGUUGUCAUAGAUCGCUAUUUAAUUGUGAAUUAAACAUAGGAAUGGAAUACAAUUAGAAAAUAUUAUUUUAUAAAAUGACAUCGCGAUUUAGUGGAGCAUUACAAAUUACAAAUUUAGAUGACUUCAUUACACCUUCUCAGGAGUGUAUCAAACCUAUAGAAAUCCAAAAGUCGAAAAGUAAAACUGGUGCAAAAAUAAAGAUUGAAGAAGAUGGAACACCUUUUGUAUUAAAUGAGGUUGGUCAAUCAGAAAAAUUACAAAAAGUUGAAAUCACACUUACUGAUUGUUUAGCUUGUAGUGGUUGUAUUACAUCUGCUGAGACUGUGUUAAUUACACAGCAAAGUCAAGAAGAAUUAAUGCGAGUAUUUAGAGAAAAGAUUUCUCAGUGUGAGAGUAAAAAUGGUAUAUAUUCAACAUAUAUUGCAGUCAGUCUUUCAGUGCAAGCAGUACUAUCCAUAGCAGAACGUUAUAGUCUUGAUCCAGAACGAGCACUAAAUAAACUUGCUGGAUACUUUUAUCAACUAGGAGCAGAUAUAGUUUUAGAUAUGACUGUCGCUGAUGAUUUUGCUCUUUUAGAGUCUGCUAAAGAAUUUAUAGAACGUUACAAAGCAGCUAAAGGGGGUGCAGUAAAUCAAUUACCCAUGUUGUCUUCUUCUUGUCCAGGGUGGGUGUGCUAUGCUGAAAAGACACAUGGUAAUUUUAUACUUCCAUAUAUAAGUGUUACAAAAUCUCCACAACAAAUUAUGGGAUCAUUAGUUAAAUAUCAUUUAACUGAAACUAUGGGCCUUUUACCAGAACAAGUUUAUCAUGUCACUGUUAUGCCUUGUUAUGAUAAAAAAUUGGAAGCAUCUAGGGAAGAUUUUUAUAAUUAUGAAAGAAAAUCUAGAGAUGUGGAUUGUGUUAUAACUCCAAUUGAAUUAGAACAAAUGUUUAAUGAACACAACGUGUCAUUAAAUGAAAUAAAUGAAAAAGAAGUUGGAAAAUUAGUUGAAUCACAAAUGAUAGAUUUUAAAAAUAAUUUAUGUGGCCAUAGUGGUUCAGGAUCUGGGGGUUACGCCGAAUUUAUUCUUCGUUUCGCUGCAAGACAUUUGUUUGAUGAAACAGAUGUAACAGUUGAAUUUAAAAAUCUCAGAAAUCCUGAUUUUCAAGAAGCAGUCUUUCAAAAAGAUGGUCAGACAUUAUUGACAUUUGCAAUUGCUAAUGGAUUUAGAAAUAUACAAAAUCUAGUACAAAAAUUGAAACGUGGGAAGUGCCCGUACGAUUAUGUUGAAGUUAUGGCGUGUCCUUCUGGAUGUCUUAAUGGAGGUGCACAAAUUAGACCUCUGAAUAAUAUUCAACCACGUGAACUGGCGUCAAAGCUAGAAUCUAUGUAUCAGGAACUUCCUCAGAGCAAUCCUGAACAAAAUUCACUAGUGCAAAAUUUGUAUAAAAAUUGGUUAGAAGGAGAAUAUACAGAUAAAGCUUUAGCAUAUUUUCAUACACAGUAUCAUGAAAUAAAGAAAAUAGAUACAGCUCUCGCCAUAAAGUGGUAAUUAUAUUAUCGUAAUUAUAAUUUAGUACUAUAAAGAAAUGUUUCGUUUUAAUUAAACUUAUUUAAUUAAAUAUAAGAUGUAAUAAUAAAAUAUUUGUUAUUUAAACAACAAAUUUAUUAAAUAUAGCUAUUUCACAAGAUUGAAACAUAUAGUAUAAUGAACAAAAACUAUGUCUUAUUACAAAAUAAUAAUUAUAUAACUAAGUUUUUAAAUAUGUUGUUAAAAUGUACAGUAAAUAUAAAAAGUUACAUACACUGUA
Messenger RNA from Frieseomelitta varia, 1871 nucleotides. Its product is annotated as probable cytosolic Fe-S cluster assembly factor GJ13047. Gene Ontology annotation, biological process: iron-sulfur cluster assembly. Bases 155 to 1612 code for a protein of 485 amino acids. The record is from RefSeq and is a predicted model, not a curated record. Gene Ontology annotation, molecular function: 4 iron, 4 sulfur cluster binding. Gene Ontology annotation, cellular component: cytosolic [4Fe-4S] assembly targeting complex. Lineage: Eukaryota; Metazoa; Arthropoda; Insecta; Hymenoptera; Apidae. The transcript is spliced from 8 exons.